This is a messenger RNA of Paramecium pentaurelia, 2883 nucleotides long. The record is from the annotation of a GenBank genome assembly. NCBI's taxonomy places the organism in Eukaryota, Ciliophora, Oligohymenophorea, Peniculida, Parameciidae.
AUGAAUAAGAGAGUUGAUCCGUAUUAAUUAAAUAUUAGUUAUGAAAAUGACAUAAUCAAGACUAAUAUUUUAAGUAAAGGAGAACACUUAAGUUCACAAGGAGUUGACAAUUAAAUGAACUUACCAACAGAGCUUGAUGGUAUUUGAUGAAUUAAAAAAUUUAAGAUUAUGAAGGGCCUACUCUUUUUUAUUGUCAUCAUUGUAAAAUGGAUUCAGUUUCCUCUUGUGAAUAUUAGGCUACAGGUUAAACAUUUCUUUGUGCAUUUCUUCUAUUUUUUAUUCUAAAUAUUUUCGGUUGUUUGAUUCCUUAUAGUUCAACAGCAUGUAAAGACAGAAGGCAAAUAUGUCCAAGAUGUAGAAAUUUAAUUGGAAUCAAAUAUUAUAAUGCAUGUGCAUGUUGAAAACAAAAUUUACAACCUAAUAAUUUGAUUGAUAAUUAUUUAUUGUAUGAUUAAUAAUUAAAUUUAUUAACCAGUUGAAUUCAUAUAUUCAUAUACGAUAGGAAGAAAGGAAGGGUAGCAUUUAUAAUUAAAAAAUGAAUUACCAUUAAAGAAGAGAAAUCUAUCAGAAGAAGAGAGAAGAUAAAUAAAUAGGGAUAUAUAAAAUAAGUUUAAUAACAAGAAAAUUUUAAAGAAAAAAAUUCAUAAGCAAAUUAUUAUUAAAAUAAACCAUAAGAAAUACUUAAAAUUGUAUUGCAUAUGUAUUUAUUUUUUAGAUUUAAUAAAUUGAAGUGUAGAAAAAAUAAAGUGAAAAAAUUAUCUCUUGGAAAAAAAAUAAAAAUAAUAAAAAGAGAAAGAAUCUAUCAAUUAAAUAAGGAAGAUGAUGAAUAAUUAAAAGUUAAGGAUGCAUAUGAUAAAGAAUAUGAUAAAGGUAAAGUUAAAAAAAUUAAGAAGAAAAGAGAAAGUUAAACAUUAGAUUUUGAUAAAGCAUAUAAAUUAAAAUAUAAUAAAUGAAUUAAAAAGAUGAAUAAUUUAAUGAAGAAAUCUGUGUGAAAAUAAAGACCUUAGAUAAUCAUACUUUAGAUGUUCGUAUUAAAUAAAAUCAAUCUGUGAAUGAUCUUAAAAAUUAAAUUGAAAUAGUAACCUGUUUAUUUUUAACCAAGGUCUCAAGCAUUCCAUCAUCAAGAUAAAGAUUACUAUUUAAGGGGAGAUAACUUAAUAAUGAGGAUACUUUGAUAUCUUUAAACAUAGAGGAUUAAUGUGUUGUUCAUUUAGUUGCCAAUAUGCCUGAAUUUGAAUCAUCUCCUUUAAAUAGAGGAUUAUCUACUAGUUCAUUUGAUGAGCAUGAUAAUAGAAAUAGUUGUAUUUAUAUAUUAAAUAUACAGUCGAUGUACAAGAGAACAGAAGAAACUCUAGAAAAAAGGUAUUAUAGCAAAGAUUACAUGGAUUUUAAUAACUACCAACAAGGAAUUCAUUGUAAUAAAAUGUUAUGACAUUACAUAAUCUAUUAUAAUCAUUUAAUACAGUAGCUGAAGCCAUUGAAUAGGGAUAAAUAUUUGCUUAGAAAGACUUUGAACUUGGUUAAUGGAUAGAUUUUAAGGAUUCUUAAGGAGAAUGGAUUGAAGGUUAUGUUGGAUAGAAAUAAUAAAAUCAGGUUUUAAUUAUUCAUUAAAAUGGAGAAGAAUGGAUAGGAGUUCCAUCUAAUAGAUUAGCAUUAUUCAGAUCUCAUACAAUACAAAAGACUUAUCACAUGUCUCCUAUUUUAAAUAAUCAUGAAUAACAAUAAUUAUGGAGUUUUAGUGAAUUACUUGGUUAAACAGCAAUGUUAUUAUCAAGAGCUGGCAAUAUGAUGUCUAGAUUGGCAGAUAGUGUAGAAGACAAAUCUAUUCCAUAAAGUAAGAAGGCUGAUAUGUCUAAUCUUAUAACUGGAAUGAUUGAGGAACAAAGAAGGAUACAAGAAGAAAAGGUUGAAAAAUAAGAUGAUGUUGCAUCUCUUAAAUCUAUGAAGUCUAUGAAAUCAGAUAAAAUAUCUAUUGAUUAUGAAACAUCAUCAAUUAAAUCUAUGAAGUAAAUUUUAAUGACUUAAAUUAGAUCUGAUAUCUCUAAAUUAACUACAUAUUUUAUGGGGCAUAAUCAUAAUACAAUGAUGGCUGAAAAUAUUGCAGAAGAAGAAGAGAACAGUAGUUAAGAUAUGUCAGUUGAUAAUCAAAGAGAUGCUCCAAAUAUUUCCAAAGAAUUUAAGGAAAAUUAUAUAUAUUAUGAGACUUCUUUGUUGGCUGCCUAAUUAGCCCCUUUAUCUGAUAGACUAGGGAGAUUAUUGUAAUAUUUUGCCUUUAUUUUUUAUAGAGUUGAUUUAUCCCCAUAUCUUGCAUUGAGUGGAUCCAAUAUAAACAAGUAAUCUUAUGUUAUAUGAAGUAUCUUUCAAAAUCAUCCUAAUUCCAAUAUAUCCAAUUUAUCCAUAAUAACUAAUGAAGGCAGUCAGUAUUCAACUUAAGCUAAGCAAUAUUAUUUUUAAGUCCCUAUUAUGUUAACUCCUUAUGAAUUGCAUACACAAUCAUAAUAUGGAGCAUCAGCCAACAGAAUUGUAGGAGAUAAUUUAGAUAUUUUGAAUCAUUUAAACAAUAAUAAUGGAAAUCCUAGACAAAAGAGAACCACUAAAAAAGAAGAAGAAGAAAAAUAAUAAUUUGUAACAUUAUCUAAAAAUAAACCAACCUAAUCAUAUCAAUAAUAAUAUUAGUAAUAAUAAUAAUAAUAAUUAUAAUAAUAUCAAUAAAUGAAAGAAUCAAAUUUUUAAAAUACUGAAUAAGAUGAAACAUAAUAUUUAUAAUAAUAUUAAUAAUAAAAGAAAUAAUCUAUCGAUGGAUAAAUUAAAAAGAAAAAGAAAGGUAAAGAAGUAUCUUUUUCAGAAUAAAUUAAUCAACUAAAAAAAGACAAAUAAUUUUGA